ACUGAUGGGCGCUAUGUACUAAGCACAUGCAGUGCAGCACUAGCACAGAUACGGCGGUCGGGAAUCGGAUGAUGCGAUACGCCGUUUGUUCAGCUAACAGUCCACCGGUUGUAUUUUGCACAUACUCUUGGAUAGACCAGAGUGGCGGAGGCGGACAUGUGUUUCGGUAAGUUCCGCUCGUGUUUUAUGAUGCUUGUUACCAUGGGUUACUUACUUAUGAUGUCCGAGUCCAUAUAUGCCUCAACAACUGGGAAUCGAUACCCGAGGUAUUCUUGGUGAUCAUCAAAUUGCAUCAGGAGGCAGGUCAAAUCAUCAUCAACUCCCCCCGCUACGUACGGUAUUAUUAGACCCAUCAAAUCACUUCGCUGACAUCAUCGAACGACUGCAACGCCGACGUAAUUCACUGUUGUUCCAUCUCCGUACGGGUCACGCACCACUCACCAAACACCUACGUCGAAUAACGAAGUCAGCAACAGCAACAUGCUCACAGUGCGAGGAAAGCAACGAAUCAGUACACUACUUUUUAUUCAUUUGUCCAGCCUACACCAGACAACCCAAUACCCUACACGCAGAACUGCACACGAAAGCGCACCAUAUGAAGCAUUUACUCGAUGAACCCGCUUGCUCAACACACCUGUUCAAGUACGUCGCAACUUCAAGAAGAUUCGAAAUGGUGUUCAGUGCCACGUUCCCCGCCCAUAGCGAAGGCCCAGCAAAGAACAUAGUUCACGAAGACUCCGAAAUGGUGUUCGGUGACUCCGUCCAAGGAGAAGGACCAGCAAAGAAGUUAACGGAGACUCCGAAGCGCACCCAUUGUACCCACUAUCCUUUUCACCUUCAGCUGGUGUCAAUGUCCGCGCUCCAACCAAGGACCAUGGAACGAGACCCAUCAUCCAAGACAACAAAAAACGUACACACGGUAUACAACAUGUAUCGUCUAACACAGGGCGUCGCUCCAACAGACAAUAAACAAGGAUCAAAAAAACAAUUAGUUUGGAAUCUUCUGCAUCUCGUCUGCAAAAUUACAACACGCUAACUCUGCGAUCGUGAACAGAAUCCAAUCAGCUAUAAUCAGUAUGAGGUCAACACUGUAACAGUCGGCACGUCGAGUCUGGUGGUAAAGACAUCGAGGGCGAGGCUAUCGUCCCGGAUGGUGGUGGAUAAAAUGCCAUCAUCCGUAGAUCUGUGCAGGUUAA
Messenger RNA from Suillus bovinus, 1196 nucleotides. RefSeq lists its product as uncharacterized. NCBI's taxonomy places the organism in Eukaryota, Fungi, Basidiomycota, Agaricomycetes, Boletales, Suillaceae. Bases 236 to 1036 code for a protein of 266 amino acids. The record is from RefSeq and is a predicted model, not a curated record. The transcript has a single exon.